Messenger RNA from Bombus impatiens (common eastern bumble bee), 5870 nucleotides. Its product is annotated as A disintegrin and metalloproteinase with thrombospondin motifs 18-like. Gene Ontology annotation, biological process: proteolysis; extracellular matrix organization. The record is from RefSeq and is a predicted model, not a curated record. NCBI's taxonomy places the organism in Eukaryota, Metazoa, Arthropoda, Insecta, Hymenoptera, Apidae. Gene Ontology annotation, molecular function: metalloendopeptidase activity. The coding region runs from base 2187 to 5621 and encodes 1144 amino acids. Gene Ontology annotation, cellular component: extracellular matrix. The transcript is spliced from 15 exons.
UGGGACAACCUAAUGCGUACAAGUACCUUUUCACAGCCACUGUAUAACAUUCUAAAAGAUACUGAUGAUAUAUCGGAUAUUGUUAGCUGUAGCUGCACAGCCACCACGCACCGAGCAUCGCAAAUAUCGAAAGGCCUGAAGAAAAUUCGAAGAAUAAAUCGACGCGAGAAAGCUGUAAUUUUAUAAAACCGAAUUAUAAUCGACGAGACGAGUAAACGCGUAACAGGUGUCAUAGAAUAGAAAAAGGUUUGUGUAAUAGGCAAAAGAACGUUUAAUGUAAAUUUUACUUAGAAUUCAUAUACGUAAGUAGAUAUGACCUUUCUGCCAGUCACUGUGCAUUAUCUGACAUAAUUUAUCUCUCGUACUUAUUCUUUCAUCCAGGCAAAGGAAGCUGUCGGAACAGAUUUAAUUCCCGUUCAUUAGAUUCAUCGCCUUACCGAAUACGAUAUUCUCGAGUUCGCGGUUCAAGGGAAAGCGAAGAAUUCUGGUGGGGGCGAGUGCAACGUUCAAGAUGAAAUCCUCGGCCCUUGUUAAAUCGUCUCGGUCGGGGUCGAACAAUGCGUUCGCCGGCAUCCUCGUUUCUCGGUGAUUGCACAUAAAGCUGCCAUUAUUAGAACUUCAGUGGGCGGUAAGCGCUGGUGCUUUUUCCAGUCUCGCGUUCGCGCUUACUCUUACGCACAAUUCGCCGCUGCACUCGCGUGCGUUUCCAGCCGCGUUCUUCCGUCCAUGUGGCUGCCAGUCGUAGCACGAAGCUCGUUCGUCGCGUUUACUCCACUUUUUCCAUCGAAACAUUUCAUCCGGAAUAUCGCGUUCGACUGCACGUCCAAUUAAUUAUCGUAUUUUACUUUCGCCGAUGGUGCAUCGUUUUCAUGGGGAACGUUUAAAUUUCCACGUGGUGCCACGUGGUGGAAAAAUUGGCCGCCGGUUGCUGCACGACGCUCCUUCGUCGCGUUUACUCCACCUCUUCGGCGAAACGUUCCAUCCGGAACGUCGCGAUCGACACGAGAUCGAAAUUAAUUAUAUUCUACUUUCUGCGAUGGUGGAUCGUUCCUGCGCGAAAGAAAAUUAAAUUCCUACGGCACGUGGUGAAUAAAUUGGCCGCCAGUCGCUGCACGACGCCCCUUCGUCGCGUCUACUCCGCUUUUUCGUCGAAACGUUCUGUCCGGGAUAUCGCGAUCGACCCAAGAUUCGAUCGAUCGUCUCAUCCUUCCGUCCUUUUCGCGAAAGUCCUUCGAAUUUCUGUAACGCGCGCGUGGAAAAUAUUGGCGCGAAUCUUCGAGUUAGUGAGAGAAUCUUUGGCUCGAAUUUGAUGAUUCGUUCGCGUGGGAAUCGCACGGCGAGGCGUGCGAUUGUCGCGAUCGCUCUUAUCGCUCGCUCCACUUACGUUCCGCUUCGUUCUACCGACUACUAGUUUGCUGCAUUCCCGGUUACUUUACUGCUGGUGAAUCGUUAAUCGACGCGAGUUACCGCGUCGACGAGUUUGUUACGAUACGCAAGUACAGUGGAAAAAGGAGUUUAGCGAAACAGUUUCGCGAAGCUUAACGGUUGGACGAAUCGAAAGGGAUCGAAAGGAAUUGGAAGUCGUUCUAAGAAUUCUGUCCGAAGACAGCUUUGAGAACGCGAACGACGAUUGAAAAAAGAAGAAAUUGAAAGACGUCGAAGGAAAUCGAGAAACGUUCGAAUUCAACGAGGCAGUUUCGUACGCCUAGAGACGACGAUCGAAGGAAAUUGAAAAAGAUUCUGAUAUAAAUACGUGGAGCAAGUAUUCACGGUUAAUCUUCGCGAUAAAGCACUACCUACCAAACCAUCGUAUUCUAUGAUUUCAUUUUAUCUCUGGCAUACCGCAGAAUCGUUCCCUUCUCCAUUAUACGAUCGAUUAAACAGCACCCUGUGUAUUAAAAGCAACGAUUCACCUUCGCGUUACUUGCACGCGAGCUACGUGAUAAAGCGCGAGACAUUGAAAAUGUUAGAUCGCGAGAGUAUCGUCACAUCCGCGUCUAUAUGACACGGUGUUUCGAGCGCGUUACGAACCGGCGAAUUCGAAACGGCGAAACGAAAUGAGAAUAUCGGGUCUGCGAACUAGCUCCUUUCGUCGCGAUAACUACGUCUGCGAGUGAACGAGCAUGCCUGGCGAGUUUCGGGCAGCCAGAAAAUCCUAUUGAAAUUUCGAUCAAAGCGCGCGAGACAUGACGCAAUCGAAACUUCCCAGUUUUCUGCUCGCCACGUGGCUGCUCGGCACGAUCGCUACUAAGUCGCGAAUGAGCGACUUUCUGCAAAGUUUGCAGGAGUACGAGAUCGUUUACCCUCGAGUGAUCCCGAAUGCGAGCGCGCGGAACAGAAGAUCGACCCAAGAAGACCGAGAAACUUGGCGCGAGUAUCUCCACCAAGAGCCGGUGUUCCUCGAGAUCAGCAACUGGACCUUAAGGACCGUGGCCAACGAUCGAUUGAUACUGUCGUCGAAUUUCAGCGUGAAUUGGGUGCGCCAGGGUAAAACCAAGUCCGAGCGACGUAACGCCAAAGCGAACUGCGAUCUUCGACAAGGCAGCUUGGAAGGAGACGCGAGUUCCUUCGUCGUCGUGACGAUAUGCGAAGAGGAAGUGUACGCUUUGAUGUCGAUCGGUCAGAGAUCGUUCUUCGUUCAGCCACUGACGAAUGGCCAGCAUGUGAUGUUCCAGCCGAAAAACGAAAGGUGGCGGUCGAUCAGGGAUGAUUCGAGCUUCGUGUCUGUGAAUCCGGAAAAUCCUGCAGGGAAAUCGAAUAAAUUUGGAGUUAGAGAAAGUAAGAGAAAGUCGAAACGAAGGAAACGCGAUUCCUUAAGCCACGAUGUUCAGGGAUUUUAUAAUCUUUCCGGUGACGUCUUCGACGUGGAAUACCCAGAAGCUGAGAAAUUGAUUCUGUACGAUGAAAAAGACGAUGUCCCCACAGAAUACAACGAUACGAUAGUGGAAGAAUUAUCGAUCGACGUAAAUCCCGAGGAAAUUGGAUACUUUUCUGGUCCUAAAUGGCAAAGGAACAGAUUAUCAAAGAAAAGACCAGCAGCUAGGGAUUCGCCGCCACGAUGGCUAGAGCUUGGAAUAGCUGCUGAUUAUUCCGUGGUAGAUUUUCAUGGAAUUCGAGUACAGCAAUAUAUCUUGGCUCUUUUAAACAUCGUGAGUGCAAUUUACAUGGACCCAUCGCUCGAGUCCAACAUGAUUCUAGUGAUCGUACGAAUGAUUUUAUACGCGGAAAAACGAGACGGUAUGGUCCGCCGUGGCGAUGCCAGACGAUCUCUCGAGAACGUGAACAAAUGGAACAGAAAGAUGCUGUCUUCGAAGGACGUAAAUCACGAUGUUGCGGUAUGGUUGACGCGGUUAGAUAUAGGAGGUCCUUCCGGUUACGCACCUGUGUCAGGAGUAUGCGAUCCCGCGAGAUCGUGCGCGUUAAAUCGAGACGAAGGCUUAACCAGCGCCUUUAUCAUCGCUCACGAAGUAGCACACAUUCUAGGUUUGACUCACGACGGAGACGAAACGACCGGAAACGCGUGCAAGGAAGAGGGAUCUCGAGGAAGCGUAAUGGCACCGAUGGUCGCUGCCACGUUCCAUCAUUUUUAUUGGUCCGCGUGCUCAAAAAAGGAGUUCCAUCGUAGAGUGAGACGGUGGUCCUGUUUGUCGAAUAAGCCGAAGCACGAUGGCCUCUCCCAACUGAGAGACACCAUUCGCGAGACGUUCACGAUGGACGAGCAAUGUCGCAUGGAAUUCGGCGAAGGCUACGAGCACUGCAAGACCUUCGACGUGGCAGAACCGUGUUCUCGUCUGUGGUGCGGUAACAGUAACGUGUCCGAAAGUUGCAAGACUAAGAAGGGACCGCCUCUGGAGGGCACAUUAUGCGGUGACUCGAAGUGGUGUAUAAACGGUCGAUGUCAGUCGACGAAUAGAAAGAGCUUCGAUUUUGGUAUAAUACUAAAUAAACCGAGAGACGGAGGUUGGAGCGCUUGGAGCGGCUGGGAGAAAUGUUCGAGGACUUGCGGAGUAGGAGUGCAGUGUCGAACGCGAAAAUGCAAUAAACCUUUGCCUGCUUACGGCGGGAAAUAUUGUUCAGGUCCCAGCGAUGAUUGCAGACUUUGCGACCUACCGAAGUGUUUAACUCCCGUCGACCUCAGAGCUCAACAGUGCACCAAACUCGGUAAUAUUUUAUAUCUGGAAAGAGUUCGAUCCAACAACGACGUGACCUGGCUGCCGUACGUGUCCGAUCAGGAGAAUUUGAGAUGUCGAUUGAUCUGCAAAAGCAAAGAGACAGGCGAGAUAUUUCACACCAGGAAGCAUUUGAUCGAUGGCACGCCAUGCUCCUACGGAUCCACGAAUAUAUGUAUACAGGGUGAGUGCCAUCGGAUGGGAUGCGACCGUGUGUUAGGGUCGAAGAAAGCGUUGGACACGUGUGGAGUGUGCGAUGGUGACAAUUCGAGCUGCGAGAAUAUCGUCAACAAGUUUCAGCGGAAGCUUCGACGAGAGGUGACACGCGUCGCUGUGAUACCACGCGACGCUCACAAUUUGAACAUGAACAUCUCGAUGGCUGGCUCUCGACUUUUCCAAUCGGAUGAUUUAACGAUCGUGAUAGGAGACGGUAGGAGAAGACGCAACGUACAGGAGAAUCUAGCUUCUCGUAAACGAGAUUUAACGAUCGUACAAGGUGCUGCUUUUCGCGUUCACAGACGCGGUAAUAACACGUAUUUUAUACAGGCGGAUGGUACCGCGUUCGAAGAUGUCGUGGUUUUGGUGGUGGUGCCGAGAAACGUACUACAACGAGGAAUCUCGACCUCAGUUUCGUUGGAAUAUUCGCUAAAUCGCGAUGAGAGGAAUGCAAAGGAUAGAUACGUAUGGCUGUUCGGAGGUUGGAGCUUCUGCUCGGUCAGCUGUGGCGGUGGUACGCGUCAGAAGAUGAUAGUCUGCAAAGACGAGGAAACCGGAAGAAUAGUGUCGCGAAGAAAAUGUCCACUGACAACCAAACCGAUUCAAGAGAUAGAGAAAUGCAACGUUUUUAGUUGUACUUUCAAAUGGCUACCAGGUCCGUGGGAAGCGUGUUCAACUACGUGUGGAAGGUUUGGUACGCAAUUACGACAACUUUACUGCGUUCGUUCGGGGUUUAAUGGUACAGAGGUAAAUAGAAACAACGAAUUGGAAGUGUAUCGAACGAUGGUACAGCCAUCGAUAUGCGAAACCAGCCCUAUGCCUAUGAGCAGCAGAGAAUGCAAUAGGAUACCGUGUCCUGGACAUUGGAUAUUUACGAAUUGGUCCUCGGUGAGAAAUUACAGUCUGAUAUCUACUUUCAAGUGCUCGAAGAACAACGGAAAGGAUAUACAAUCGCGAAUAGGCCGUUGCAUUCCUCCGGAAAACGAGUCGUUUUACAGGUGCGACGGGCCAACCGUAAAGACGGAAAUACGUUCUUGUACGGAGCACGUGACCAGGGCCAUCGAAUUUCCAUCCCGUUGCUGGAGAGACAAGAAUCGAUUUUGCUCUAUACCAAGUUUGAAACGUUACUGCGACGUGCCGGCAUUUAAACGAAAAUGCUGCCGCUCUUGUGAAAGGAACGAAACCUUGGAUCUGUCCAACUCUUUCGAUCGGAAGCACCGUAUACUGCAAACUUAAAUUGCAUUUAAAAAGUUCGAAAUGAAACGUUUGACACGUUUAUUGCUAUUUGUGAUAAAUUGAAUUCGUAGAAAGUCGUAAUAAACGAAGCAACGAAAAUUGGCAUUGAAAGCUAUUAAAAACAUAGAACAAAUUGUAUUUAUACCGUGUAAAAUUUCUAACAAGUUUCUAAGAAACUUUAUAUUUGUGUUGUGUUACAUCCGUUAGUGUAUCAUAAGAAUCGUAAAUAUGAAACCAUCUUUUCUUUAA